Nothoprocta perdicaria is the source of this 988-nucleotide messenger RNA. Its product is annotated as carbonic anhydrase 15-like. The record is from RefSeq and is a predicted model, not a curated record. The transcript has 8 exons. The coding region runs from base 11 to 988 and encodes 325 amino acids. Gene Ontology annotation, molecular function: zinc ion binding; carbonate dehydratase activity. NCBI's taxonomy places the organism in Eukaryota, Metazoa, Chordata, Aves, Tinamiformes, Tinamidae. Gene Ontology annotation, cellular component: plasma membrane.
GCCCGGCACCAUGGGGGCACCGCGGCUGGCCCUGACUUUCCUCACGCUGCCCCUCGUGGUGCGGGCGGCCGCUGGAGGGCAGUGGUGCUACGACUCGCAGGACCCCAAGUGCGGCCCCAGCCACUGGAAGGAGCUGAAGGCCACCUGCGGGGGCAGCCAGCAGUCACCCAUCGACAUCGAGCGGCGCCGGCUCCGCAGGGACGGCCGCCUCGGCGACAUCCUCUUCGAGGGCUACGACCAGGCCCCGCCGGGCAAGUGGCGGCUCACGAAUGACGGGCACACGGUGCUGCUGGGCCUGCAGGGCGCCGCGGCGGCCGAGCACAUCAGCAUCCGCGGCGGGGGCCUGCCCGGCACCUACCGGGCGCUGCAGCUCCACUUCCACUGGGGCAGCCCGGCGGGCAACGGCUCCGAGCACACCCUCGACGGGCGCCAGUUCCCCAUGGAGCUGCACAUCGUCCACAUCAACGUCAACUACCGGACCCUCGCAGAGGCCAAGGGGCACCCGAACGGGCUGGCUGUGCUCGGCUUCUUCUUCACGGUCUCAGACACGGAUAACUCCAACUACAACACCAUCGUGGCUGCUCUGAGGAACGUGUCCCACCAGGGGGACUCAGUGGAUCUGGCCUCCACCUUCCCCCUGAGCAACCUGCUGCCGCACGCCGGGCAGCUCUCCAAGUACUACCGCUACCAGGGCUCCCUGACCACCCCCGACUGCAGCGAGGUCGUCGUCUGGACCGUGUUCGAGGAGCCCGUGGCCGUGAGCCGGGCACAGCUGGGGGCGUUCGUGAGCACCGUGCACUUCCCAGCCGCCGGCUCCGCGCCCCUCAAAAUGACCAACAACUUCCGUCCGCCGCAGCCCCUGCACGGCCGCCGGGUCCGGGCCUCGCGCCUCGCCAGCGCCAGCGGCGCCGCCCGGGGCGCCCGCCCGCUGCCCUGGGCCCUGCUGCUGCUGCUGCCGCUGCCCCUGCUGGGCGCGCGGCCCUCGUAG